Messenger RNA from Anthonomus grandis grandis, 1258 nucleotides. RefSeq lists its product as uncharacterized. The coding region runs from base 153 to 947 and encodes 264 amino acids. Gene Ontology annotation, cellular component: nucleus. The transcript is spliced from 4 exons. Lineage: Eukaryota; Metazoa; Arthropoda; Insecta; Coleoptera; Curculionidae. The record is from RefSeq and is a predicted model, not a curated record.
UUCUAAUUCAUGAUUUCGUGACAUCACGUAACGACUACGGACAAUUUGCGAUUCUAAUUCGUUAAAGGCACUCGAUACCUCUCGUUUUGAAAUGUCAAAUUAGUCGAGACCACCGGAGAUCCCGAUUAUGGAAAUCUAACCUCAAUUUUUUGAUGAGCGUCCGGCUUUUGCUUAAAAAAAACAUGUCAUUUAAAAUUAAUGAAAACCAUUUACGAGUAUUUGUGGAGUUUAUGGAAGAAAACCCGGAUUUAGCAAGAGGGAGGUUAUCUUGCUCCAAUGCAAAAGAACAAUUUAAGAGAUUAUGGGCAAAACUGGCCAAUAAUCUAAAUUCUCUUGGUUAUGGGACUAGAACUAUAGAAAAAUGGCAAAGGACGUGGUCUGACUAUAAACAGGGACUUAAGAGAAGAGCUGCAGAUAUAAAAAGGGAGCGAAUGAAGACGGGGGGUGGGCCAGCAUAUCCUGAUAUGCUAUCAGAUACUGAUCAAAGAGUUAUCCUUAUUUUGGGAAAAACAUUUUUUGAAGGAUGUGGAGUGGAGGAGAAGGGUUUUGCUCAUGGAAAAUAUUAUCCAGAGGAAGAACCCGUUAGUGGUCCAUCGAGUGCUCCAUCAAGUAUAGUGGAUGCUCGGUUCAAUGGUAGUUUAUACAAUAGUGAAUACACACAGCCCGGACCCUCAAAUAUUUCUAUGCAGAUUCCUACAGAAAAUAAAGCAUUAGAAGAACAAACCAACAAGCCACGACCACAAAAAAGGAGUAUUUCACAACAGCUUCAUGUAGUCGAUCAUGAUUAUUUAGUCACACCAAGAACUAAAAGGCAAAAGGUUACUCCCACAAAUGAAAUCUAUUAUCAAGAGACAAUAAAUCUAUUAAAAAGUAUCGACAGUCAUUUAGAAACCCUAAAUGAAAAAUUAGGCGAUAUAACAGAGGCCAUCAGACAGAGACACUCUUAAAGGAACUUUCACUUUUUAGGGAUGAUAUUCGACCUAACUUUACUCUACAAGACGAAAGAACUUUACUCUAUAACACAAGAUGUCAUUGUCACUACUAGUUGUAGUGACAAUGACAUCUUGUGUUCCUUUCUUAAUAAAAGCAAACUAUUAUUGGUUAUUUUUUUAGCUUUAGAAUAUUUUUUUUAUUUAGAAUGUUGUUUUUGUUUUUACGUUUCUAGCCGCAAUAACAUGUGUUCCUAUAGAGUUAAGGUAAAGUAUUAAUGUGUAUUUUUUCUGCUACAGAAUAUAAAUAAAUCAUAUUUGUUUUUGUA